Messenger RNA from Hemicordylus capensis (graceful crag lizard), 2344 nucleotides. RefSeq names its product ERI1 exoribonuclease family member 3 (gene ERI3). Gene Ontology annotation, biological process: exonucleolytic trimming to generate mature 3'-end of 5.8S rRNA from tricistronic rRNA transcript (SSU-rRNA, 5.8S rRNA, LSU-rRNA). The record is from RefSeq and is a predicted model, not a curated record. Gene Ontology annotation, molecular function: 3'-5'-RNA exonuclease activity; nucleic acid binding. The transcript is spliced from 8 exons. Bases 151 to 924 code for a protein of 257 amino acids. Lineage: Eukaryota; Metazoa; Chordata; Lepidosauria; Squamata; Cordylidae.
CAGAGUGGGGCCUUCCUGAUUCAACUUGAGUGGGAUCUAAAAUUAACUGAGCGGACAUCAAAAAACUUGUGAGCACACGUGCGCAUGCCUUAGAGGGAACAGUGCAACCAGCAUGUCUUUUGCAAGGCUCCAGAUGCUGCUAGGUGUUCCAUGGUAGCUCUUGUCUGUACCACAGCAAGAAGGCUUCACCCCAAGUUACUCAUAAAAGCGAGGAAUACUCUGCACUCCCUUCCACUGUGUGGUGUUUUUCAGGGGUACGGCUCCACUACAACCGGGAAACUGGCGUCUCACGGCUUUGCUUCCAUGGCAGCAAUGUCAUCCUUUCCCCCACAGAGGUAUCACUAUUUCCUAGUGCUGGAUUUUGAGGCCACCUGUGACAAGCCACAGAUCCAUCCUCAGGAGAUAAUUGAGUUUCCCAUCCUGAAGUUAAAUGGCAGGACAAUGGAGAUUGAAUCCACCUUUCACAUGUAUGUGCAGCCAGUGGUCCACCCACAGCUCACACCUUUCUGCACAGAGCUGACUGGAAUUAUUCAAGCCAUGGUGGAUGGGCAACCCAGUCUCCAGCAAGUGCUUGAGAGGGUCGAUGAAUGGAUGGCAAAGGAAGGCCUCUUGGAUCCCAGUGUCAAGUCGAUUUUUGUAACCUGUGGAGACUGGGACUUGAAAGUAAUGUUACCUGGACAAUGCCAAUACUUAGGGCUUCCAGUUGCUGAUUACUUCAAACAGUGGAUUAAUCUCAAAAAGGCAUACAGCUUUGCCAUGGGGAGCUGGCCAAAGAACGGACUCUUAGACAUGAACAAAGGCCUGAACUUACAGCACAUAGGAAGGCCUCACAGUGGGAUAGAUGACUGCAAGAACAUUGCCAACAUCAUGAAGACAUUGGCCCACAGAGGGUUCAUCUUCAAGCAGACCUCCAAGCCCUUUUGAUCUCCGGGGCCGGCCGGACAGGGCUGCAUGCGGCCGGCUCCUGCUACAUGGGCGUGAUGGGCUGGAGCGUUCGAAUGAAAGAAAGAGGACAGAGGAACGAGCAACCCCACGACUCCGUCAGUUUUGCUGUUCUGCCAGUAGAGGCUGUAUAUAUGGAACUGGAAUCUCUGUGUAGGCCUGACGUGACUCCCUCUCUGGGGCCAGCUGCCUGCCCAGCCUGGCCCAGCCUGCAGCCCCCCAGGGCGCUUGCUCCACAUGGUUAGAGACGUAGAUUGUUUUCCCUUUUGUUGGCUUCUGAUUUCCAUUGGCGUCUCUCUCUCUCUCUCUUGCUCUCGCUCUCUCUCUCUCCCUCCCUCCUCUCUGCUCACAUUUGCGCCUGUAGCAAGACCGUGGCGCCAUGUUUGGGGCACUUGCCCUUCUUAUUUUGAGUCUAAUAGCUCAACAGCUGCGGUCAAGCUCCCCUUUUCCUGUGUGAAUCUGUUACUGUGUCUUCUGCGUGUCAGCUAAAUAUUGACUGAGCAGCAUCCAGACAGCCCUCUUUCUUCGGCAGGCUCCCCCACCCCCCCACCCCAUUCUCUUUCCCUGCCUCCCCACUUCUGUUUUAAGCAAACACUAACCAUCCAAUUCCUCCUGUAUGUGACUAAGGAAGCUCGGCUCUUUCUGUUCAAGGUGAAGUGCCUGUAUGCCACGCCCAGCAGGGGCCACCUAUCUCCCUGGGGCUCUGUUCAGCAAGGGCUAUUGCAGGCUGGAGCAUCCCGGUUGAUGCUCAUCACCACGUGCAGCAUUUCUUGCAUCUUGGUCCUUCGCUCAUGCCUCCUCCUCGGGGCACGAGGCGCUCUGGUGUGCAUCCAUCCUGUGCUUGUGCAUGGCCUCCUGUGUAGCACGAAGUCCACUGCAGGCAGCGGACAUGCCCAUCACUGCUAGCCCAGCAAGAGUGCGUGUUCCCAGCCGCAGCUCCUGGCAGGGGUCUGUAAACUGACUGAAAGCAUUGCCUCUUCCCUCUACUGAAACUGACCUCCUCCCCCACUCCCACAAUGGUACUUGGCAGCACCAGUGUGUUGCUUCAGAGGUGUGGCUUAUCCUUCUCAUCGCUCUGGACCAGUGUGGGAUGGAGGAGAGAAAGAAGAACUCUCCCUCCCCUCGCUUGGUGGUUUCCUGAAACCUCCUGCCAUAGCCCUAGCCUUUGCUGAAUGGAUCCCCAGGUGGAUAAGCCCCAGCUGCCACCUACCUGAGAGCCACCCCAAAAGGGCUCUGCCCAUGCAGCAGUCAGGCUGUGAGCUGAUACAGGCACUGGGCCUUCCCAGUAAAUAAUGCAUGGUGUGUGGAUGUUCCAGCUGAACCCAACCUGACCUCCUCAUCAGCUCGUUACUCCCAUUCUUGCUGUAAAUGUGCCACAUGAAUAAAGUUUGGGGGAAAGGAA